Messenger RNA from Aegilops tauschii subsp. strangulata, 1243 nucleotides. RefSeq lists its product as uncharacterized. The record is from RefSeq and is a predicted model, not a curated record. Gene Ontology annotation, biological process: ceramide metabolic process. Gene Ontology annotation, cellular component: membrane. Gene Ontology annotation, molecular function: hydrolase activity, acting on carbon-nitrogen (but not peptide) bonds, in linear amides. NCBI's taxonomy places the organism in Eukaryota, Viridiplantae, Streptophyta, Magnoliopsida, Poales, Poaceae.
CUCUCGUCUCCGAUGGAAAAAAGUGUUCAAGUCAAGCCGAGCGCCGUGUAGGGGACGAACUCCCCAAGGCCAAAAAGAAAGAAAUCGUCGUCGGAAGAGGACAGGAGGGGGAAGAAAUCCGAGGGGGGAGGAGAAGGGGAGAAGCUUGGCGGCGGGAGGGCGGCGGCGAUGGACGGCGAGUGGUGGAGGAAGAAGUGGGUGGCGUGGGCGGCGGCGGCGGCCAUCUUCGUGGUGCUCAUGCUCGUCACGCCCGCCAUCCCGCAGGACGAGGACUACCACGACUUCGCCGACCAGCGCGACCUCUUCCUCGGGAUCCCUAACACAUUGAAUGUGCUCUCAAAUAUCCCUUUCCUCUUUGUUGGUCUCGCUGGGCUCAUCCUGUGCCACUACAAAAACUACUUCAGGCUAUGCUCACAGGGGGAGCUCUGGAGUUGGACACUCUUCUAUGCUGGUGUCACUGCUGUCGGUGUUGGUUCAUCCUACUACCAUCUCUACCCGAACGAUGCCACCUUAGUUUGGGACAGAUUGCCUAUGACGAUUGCUUUCACGUCUAUCGUGGCCAUUUUCAUCAUUGAAAGGGUUGAUGAUAGGGCAGGAACAAAGUCCCUUGCACCCCUUGUUAUUGCUGGUGCACUGAGCAUCCUGUACUGGAGUUUCUUUGAUGACCUUCGGCCAUAUGCGGUAAUCCAGUUUGUUCCAUGCAUUGUAAUACCUGUGAUGGCUAUAGUUAUUCCACCAAUGUAUACACAUUCAAGCUACUGGUUGUGGGCAGCAGGAUUUUACCUUCUUGCCAAAGUAGAAGAGGCAGCGGACAAACCUAUAUAUAGGUGGACACAUGACAUUGUUAGCGGACAUACUCUUAAACAUCUAUGUGCUGCGAUGGUUCCUGUUUUCUUGACUCUCAUGUUGGCAAAGAGGACAAUUGAACCUGACAGGGUAAGCUUACUCCAGAUGUGGAAGAUCAGUUGGAGAGAACGCGGUUCCCAAGAUGGCAACACUGUAGACGUCAAAUAUGAUUAUGCUGCAGUUUCAACUACGUCUGAACAACAGUAGAUAUGUGUUUUUCAUAUGUACUCUACUCCCGAAGUGUAAAAAUAGCAUCGAUCAGAAUAUCAGGAGCCCCAGCUUGCACGGUUGUGUAUCAUUGUCUGCUAAUCGACGUUCAUAUGUGGUUGUUCCUGAUCAAAACUUCCUGAUCAUAUCUUGUACAGGAAGGAAAAAUGUAUAUCGGUUCCCUCAUCAA